AUAGUGAAUAAUUAUACUUUAUUUAUUUGUAGUGAUGAAUAUUAUGGUGGUCUAUGGGCAACAUUUAAUUUUGAUGGUCUACAGAAAUGGAUAGAAGACUUAAAAGUUUCUAAAACCAGCACUAAGGAUGUAUCUGAAGUAGACUUGGAAUCGGAAGAAACAUUUUUAAAAACUAGUAAUGAAUAUUCAACUGUUGAAAAUAUUGAAGAAACGUGGUAUAUUUCAAAUGAUGCAGAUCUGCCAGUAGUUUCUUCAAAAGAUACUCAGACUGAUAGUACUGGAGAUGGUAGUGGAAGUGGUGAUGAAAAAUCUGAUGAUGAUAAAGUUGAAAAAAAAGAAAAUGUAAAACAAUGGAGUAUAGAUCGUAUAAGAAAAGAAUACAGAAAGUUUAAUAUUGACUUGGCGCCAAAAUUGUUGUUUGCACGAGGUGAACUGGUUGAGCUCUUAAUCUCCAGUAACAUUGCUCGUUAUGCGGAAUUUCGUGCAGUGUCUAGAGUAGCUACAUUUAUGGAUGGGAAAUUAACACAAGUACCUUGCUCAAGAGCUGAUGUAUUUGCAAAUAAAACUGUUAGUGUUGUUGAGAAAAGAAUGUUAAUGCAACUACUUACUUCAUGCAUGGAGCAAGGUGCAGAUAGUCCAGAAUUUGAUGGAUUCCGUGAUAAAACCUUCUUAGAAUAUUUAAAUACAAAAAAUUUGACGCCAAUUGUGCAGCAUUAUGUUGUUCAAGCGAUUGCUAUGGCUACUGAAAAAACCUCUUGUAGAGAUGGUGUGAACCGCACAAAACAUUUUUUGAAUAGUCUUGGACGAUAUGGAAAUACACCCUUUCUCUGGCCUAUGUAUGGUAGUGGAGAAUUACCUCAGUGUUUCUGCAGAUUAUGUGCAGUAUUUGGAGGAGUUUACUGUUUAAAAAGACAGCUUGAUGGUGUAGUAAUACAUAAAAAUAAAUGUAAAGCUAUCAUUAGUGGCAAACAAAAAAUAAGUUUGGAACAUUUAGUUCUUGGUCAAGGUCAUUUGCCACCGGAAGUUGUAGCGUCCGAAGGAGAACAGCGGAUAUCACGUGGAAUCUUUAUUACAGACAGGUCAAUUAUGCAAGGUGAGAAGGAAAAUUUGACACUUUUAUAUUAUCCUCCAGAACAACCUGAUCAAGAACCUGUUACAUUGAUUGAAUUGGGACCAUCUACAAAUGCUUGUCCUCAAGGAUUGUUUAUGGUUCAUAUGACAUGCAAACGAACAACAAAUGCAAAAGAAGACUUGGCCUAUGUUGUCAAUAAAUUUUUAAAAGCUGAGCCUCUUGACCCACUAGCCAUUCGUUCAUCUAUUCAUAGCCAUACACAGACUGUUUCUCCUGAUAAAAGACAUAUUCAGGAGGGUGAUCAAGAUAACAAGGAAGAAUCUACAGAAGAAAGUCCAAAGCCUCAAGUUUUAUGGUCAUUGUUCUUAAAUUUACCUGCAAGUGAUAUUAAAUUAAAUGAAUCUACACCAAGUAACCUUCAUCUAUGUUCAGGACCAGAUUUAGAACUUGACUUCGAUUUUGCAGUCAAUCAGGCGAAGAGCAUCUUUGAAUCUAUGUAUCCUGAUAAAGAUUUCCUCCCACGUGCACCUGAUCCAGAAGAAAUUGUACUUGAAGGAGAAGAAGCACCAGGACCGAAAUUUGAGGGAGACACAGAGGCUGAAGAAAAACAAGAUGUUGAAAAAGCCGAGAAAGAGGAUUAAAUGAUCUUUUUUCGUCUUUUUAUCUUGGAACACACAGGCCAGCUCUCUUAGCCGCACACCUCUUUCUAUCCAAAGUUACACGCGCCUUCUUUCGUUUGAAAGUCGAAAACCUUUUAUUCGAAUAAUUAACGAACAUUGUUUUUGUAACUGAAUUGCCACUUUGUCCAUAAAUAGAAUACUAGAUAUUAAAUAAUAUAUACAUAUUAUUUUAAUUUAAAAUACUUAUUUAAAUUAAAGAUGAAAUUAUAUUAUUAUAUUAUUGUUAUAUUUUCGAAAUGAUUAUAUAAAAUAUUGUUUUACCCAGCAUUCUUUGUAGAUGAAACCGUUUGAAAAGAAAUUGUAUUUUUUUGAAUAAUUUUCAUUGCUAAUCAAUUUGGAAAUUGUUCGUGAAUUUUCGAAUAAAAUUGCAAUCGACUGGCGCUCAAGUCUGCGUUACACUCGCUCUUUUAUUAAAUUACGGAUCAAUCGGCCGGAAGCAUUAGUUUUUCUUUCUUUUUUUUUUCUGGUCAAACAAA
Frieseomelitta varia is the source of this 2228-nucleotide messenger RNA. RefSeq names its product rab proteins geranylgeranyltransferase component A 1-like. NCBI's taxonomy places the organism in Eukaryota, Metazoa, Arthropoda, Insecta, Hymenoptera, Apidae. The transcript has 9 exons. The record is from RefSeq and is a predicted model, not a curated record. The annotation marks the transcript as partial. Gene Ontology annotation, molecular function: GDP-dissociation inhibitor activity. Gene Ontology annotation, cellular component: cytosol; Rab-protein geranylgeranyltransferase complex; cytoplasm. Gene Ontology annotation, biological process: small GTPase-mediated signal transduction; intracellular protein transport; protein geranylgeranylation.